Trematomus bernacchii (emerald rockcod) is the source of this 2207-nucleotide messenger RNA. RefSeq names its product partitioning defective 6 homolog gamma-like. Gene Ontology annotation, cellular component: apical plasma membrane; cell cortex; nucleus. Gene Ontology annotation, molecular function: protein kinase C binding. Gene Ontology annotation, biological process: establishment or maintenance of cell polarity; centrosome cycle; regulation of cellular localization. The record is from RefSeq and is a predicted model, not a curated record. Lineage: Eukaryota; Metazoa; Chordata; Actinopteri; Perciformes; Nototheniidae.
UCAUUUCAAAACUUAACUCGCAGUCCCAAGUCAACGCGGCGAGAAGCUCACCUCCUCUUCUGCCGUGAAGUCCUCUCUGAACUCUGACGGAUCGCAUUGAAAGGAAACUCCAGGAGGUGAAAUAAAUUAAAGAAGACACAAACUUCUCUACUGGAGACGAAGCGGGAGGAUUUUAAAGCAGAACACCCCGGGACCAGAGCCCCUCUUUCUGCGGGCAAAGGCGGCUGAACUUUUAAAAAAAGAAAAAAACUGCAACCAUAAAAAAUGAAUCGGAGCUUUAAUAAGUCGCAACCUCUGCGGAAUGCGGAGUGUAACGCAGUAGAAGUGAAAAGCAAGUAUGGGGCAGAAUUUCGCCGGUUUUCGGUGGACCGGAUCAAGCCUGGCAAGUUCGAAGAGUUUUACAAGCUCAUCCUGCACAUUCACCGCAUCGCCAAUAUGGAGGUGAUGAUCGGCUAUGCUGACAUCCACGGUGAUUUGCUGCCCAUCAACAACGACGACAACUUCUGCAAGGCGGUGUCAACGGCUCAUCCACUGCUCAGGAUCUUCAUACAGAGACAAGAAGAGAUCGACUAUGCCAGCUAUGGUUCCAACACUUUAACCCGUAGGAAGAAACCAGUGGUUGCACUGCGCAACAAUGACAUCAACCGCAAGCGACCACACAUCCGCAUCGGCAUGCCGCAGGACUUCCGGCCCGUCUCCUCCAUCAUUGAUGUGGACAUCCUACCUGAGUCUCACCGGCGUGUCCGACUGUAUCGCCACGGCUCGGACAAACCCCUGGGCUUUUACAUCAGAGAUGGAACCAGCGUCCGGGUGACCCCCCACGGGCUGGAGAAAGUCCCCGGCAUCUUCAUAUCUCGGCUGGUGCCUGGAGGGUUAGCGGAGAGCACCGGGCUGCUGGCGGUCAAUGACGAGGUGCUGGAGGUGAACGGCAUUGAAGUGACGGGCAAGUCCUUAGAUCAGGUAACAGAUAUGAUGAUCGCCAACAGCCACAACCUGAUCGUUACGGUCAAGCCAGUGAACCAGCGGAAUAAUGUGGUCCGCAGCAGCAGGAUCUCAGGGAGUUCAGGCCAGUCGUCAGACAGCAGCGGGUCGACCGGUUACCCGAGUUUGUCAGUGGCCUCAGUGGGGAUGAUCUCCUCUGGAGCACCUGGGUACCAGGACGACCUGGAGAGUGACGAAGAUACGGAUAUUGUCAUUGAGAACAGCAUCAAGCGGCCGUCUCAAAGGUCCAAUGCUUCGCUGGCGUCCAGUGUGUCUCGCACACAUCAGCAGACACCAACGACAGCUUCGGGCCAAGCGGCACCUCCGAGCCCCCCCACACGUCCUUCAUCGGUGGUCUCAACCGCCUCCUUCCACUCGCAGCCGAGCCUCAAUGGGGUGUCGCAGCACCAGCACCAGCACCAUCACCUCCACCACCAGAGCAGCCUCAGCUACCAGCUCCACAGAGACCUGAGCCUUCACCACAACCCGCAUCAACAGGCCCAGCUCCGUCACCACCAAAUACAGCCUGUGCAUCACAGCAGCAACCCAGCCCUCCGCCACAGCAAUGGCAGCCUGCACAAAAUCCUCAGCUCCCUGAAAACGGACCCACGACACAGUCUCGCGCUGCCCAGGGGCGGAGUGGAGGAGGACGGCACCGUCAUUACCCUAUAAUACUUAGAAACAAACACACACGGACAGAAAACAUCCCAACUGCUCAGAGACUUAAACUGGAACACCAGGCCGGAAAAAUAUGAGCAUGAGUGUGUUUUAUCGGAUACUAAUUUCGUAACUUCCGUUUGUUUUUAAGACAUAAUUGAUAAUUGGAUGUUACGCACCAGGAAACAAGGAAAAUGUAUUGUAUAUAUUUCCUGUAUUUUUUAAAGUUGUCUUUGUCUUACAUCAAAACAUUUGUAUGUAUGUGUGUCAGAAGCAUCAGAACAAAUAACUGUUUUUAGGCGAGUCCACUGUAUACUAGAGUUCUGAAUGUGCCUACAGCCUAAUAUCUUUUGUUAGUGACCACUUUUAUUAAGAUCCUUUUCAUUCUUAUUACUGGGACCAACUUGGGGUUGCUUAUGGAUGUUUUUAAAGAGUAAAUCUAUAUUUCUUAUAUUCUGAUAAAUGCUGUUUAGAUUAUGAUUUUUUUUAUAGUUCUUUUAUGCAUUGAUGAUUGUGAUCAAAUCCUUGUUUCUGUUCCAAUAAAUUAUUCUAAGUCUGCUAACUAGAAA